Molecule: messenger RNA, 6023 nt
Organism: Chlamydomonas reinhardtii
Lineage: Eukaryota; Viridiplantae; Chlorophyta; Chlorophyceae; Chlamydomonadales; Chlamydomonadaceae
Exons: 3
Coding region: 223-4335 (1370 amino acids)
Source: RefSeq, a predicted model, not a curated record
GAACACAUAUUAUAAGGCUCAAAGCACACAAACGGCGGCCCUCGAACACGAAGUGCUAAGCUUACGCUAUAUGCUGAAAGAGUCGAUACCUCCGUAAGAACUCGUCUACUGGAAUGCUGCUUCAGUGCCUUGACAAAUCUGCGCGGUGUCGUGAGCUUGCCUAGGGGCAAAUGCUUCACUGCGAGGGUCUGCCCAUCCGCGGCGUCUUCUCGGCUUCCCGAAAUGACUUUGCCGAGCUCUAUCACGACGUCACCACAUGGUCUUGUGGCGGGCUUGCAGCCCAGCAGUGAGCGCAGCCGGGCCGCCGCCUUGAGCUCCGCCUGCACCUCCGCCGGCGCUGCCAUGGCACCGGUAACCUUUGGAGCUCCCUGCUGGCGAGGAAGCGCUGGUGGAAGCGGCAGCACCGUCGCGGCCAGCAGCUGCCGCGGCGGCUCGGCUCGGCCUGCCGCCGCCCGCUGGACGGAGUUACACCUGGUCAGCCAGCAUGCACCGCAUGCAGCGCACCAGCAGCUGCCGCAACCUUCUACCGCUGACUUGGUCAAUGCCGCUGACCCGCAUCAGCAGCAACGGCAGGAGCAACCGGACCGGCAGCGGCAAAAGCAUCAGCAACAGCAGGAUUUCGAGUUCCCGCAGCGCAAACCCCCAACGAUGGCCGGCGCUCCGCAUCCGCACCCGCAGACGCUGCCCUACGGCCGCCGUUCGUUUGACACUGCGGUGUACUCCAGCCAGCAGCAGCUGCGCGCACGGGCCGGCGGCAGCAGCACCUGCGGCGCUUAUCCCGCUGCAGCGGCCACGGGCGGCGCUUUCCCUGAUUAUACAGCUGCGCUUGAGGCCCGUCACACGUUCGCGCACGGAGCGGGGCGGCGGGAGGGCGCCGGCGACCGGGAGUGGGGGCAGGGCCACUCGCAGCAGCUGCGCGGCGGCACCAGCUGCCAGCUGCCCGAGGCGGUGGCGGCGCUGCUGCGUCAGCUAAUGGACCUUGAGGCACCCGCCGCCGGCGCUGCCGCCGCCGGCGCCGGCGGCGGCGGCAAUGUUUCCAAUGGGAGCUCCGCUGCGUCCGACGCAGGCGGCGGCCUGUCGCGCGGCGGCCCUGCGGCGGCGAGCACGGGCAACUGCAGCUGCGGAACCGACAUCAGCGCGGAAAUGACAUGUACCACCACCCCAACCACCACAAGUAGCAGCAGGGCCAACAGCGCCAUGGUUGGCGUGUGCUCCGGCGUGUUGGGCAGCUGCGCCAGCGGCAGCAGCGGCGUCCUGAACACCGUGGAAGCGUUGUACCGCGGCCCUGCAACAAGCAGCAGCGGCACCGGCAGUGCGGCGGCGGACUCUUAUCCCCAGGACGCCCCACCCGCCUGCCCGGUGUGCGCGCGGGCGGCCGGCGACGUGCCCACGGCAACCACCGCCACCACCACCACCGCCACCGCCAUCGCCAACACCACUACGGGCAUGUCGGCUGUGGCCACGUGCCCCACCUCCCACGCCUACCGCCUGUUUGGCCGCGCGGGGGAUCAGGUGCUCCACCUGCGCCUGCCCGGCGCGUCGCCGGCGGUGCUCGCCGCGGCGGCGGCGCUGUCCGCAGAGAGCUGGCGCUGGGUGCAGGCGCGGCUGCCGCUUGGCGCGGAGGCUGCGCUGCCUGCGGCUGCUGCCGCCGCCGCUGCGUCAGGCUUCGCGCAUCAGCAGCAGGGGCAGGGGCUGCAGCGGCGGCGGCAGCCGGCGCUGCUUGUGGCGACGACGCUGGCAGACGGCUGCGAGGAGGAGGGCGGCGGCGGCGGCGGCGGCGCGGGCAUGGACGCCGCUGUGAUGAGCUUUACCGCCGCCACCCUCGCCAUGGACGCGCCGGAGACUGCACCAGUGGCGGCAAUGUCGCCGUGGGCUCCGCCUCCGCUGACGCUGACGCUGGCGCGGCCGCCGCUGGCGGCGUUUCCGCUGAACGCGUCGGAGGAGGCGGGACCGGGCCCCAGCGUCGGUGUCGACGUCACCGCGUUCCACGUCUACGCCUCCGAGGACGGGCUGCAAGUCUUGCUGCUGCUUGUGGUGGAGCGCCCGCUGUUGAUGCCGAUGCGCGUGUCGCCUCGACGGCUGGAGCAGCCGCGGUCGGCGACCCUCCCCGUGCGGUCGGGCGCAGCGGCGGUGGUGGCAGGCACGGCGACCCGGUCGUGGGGCCGCCUGCGGCACCAGGUUGUGCCGGCGGUGCUGCGGCCCUCGGACGCGGGUAUGACCACCGGCUCCGGCUCCUCCUCCUUCGCUUCUCUGGAGGCGGUCGGCGCGUCCGCCGCCGCGUCUGGCGGCGCGGCUGGCGGCGCGGCUGGAAUGCGGCACCCUCUUCCUCUGCCGCCACCGCCACCGCUGCCGCUGCCGCCAGCCAGCCAUGUGGGUUCUGUGCCGCCGCGCGGCCGCGUCCCGCUCAACAGCGGCGCUUGCACCGUGUGGGUGGAGGACGGGAUUCGGCGCGUCCCGGCGGCAGCGGCCGCAGUGGCGUUGGUGGCCGCAGACCAUUUGUCAGUAGGCGCCCCCGCCGCAGCCUGGGGCGCAGACCUGCUGGCAGCCCGCAGGACGGGCACGCUGGCACGCGUCGAAGCUGGGGCCGAGGUGGGGGAGCCGCCGGCGACUCCCAUCGUGGGCGCUCCCCGCCACAGGCAUCUGCCCGACAGCGCCGAGAAGGACGACCUACGCGCAGCCCCUGCAUGCUCGGGCCUCAAAACGGUCGCUUCAGACAUCCAGCUGUCACGGCCGGCUCCUGGCACGCACGGCAGCUGGCAGCCGCCCGCCCCCGACUGUGAGGCGCACGUGCUCAUGACGGUCACGGCCCCCAACUACCCAGUAGUAAGAACGUCGGACGUGGCAGCGGCGGCGUCCAUGAAGCCGUCAGAGCAACAGGCAAAGGGGCUUCAGCAGCAGAGGGUUGAGCCGACGGAGGGCUCGCCCGGCGGCCCCAACACAGGGCGCGGCGCGCACAGCAGCGGCGGCCGUAAGCAUCGCGCCGAUAGCAGCCGCUCCGCCGCGUUCGCAGGAGCUGCCGUUACCCCUGCCGGCGUCGCCGCCACUGUCGCUGGCCCCUCGGCGCACAAAGGCAGUGACGGAGCAGGCACAAGCAGAGCUGUGGCGGAGGCCGUGACCGUCAUUCCCUGGGCGGCCUUCGUGUCUGGCGAUGUCGCAUCCAGCGCGGCGCCGCACCUUCUGGCUGUGCCGCCCUCUCCCUUCUCCCCCCAUCGCUCCACCUCCUCCUCCUCCUCUAGCUACAGCACCACAAGCCGUGGCAGCGCCGCUUCAGCCAUCGCAUCCGCAUCGGCGGCGGUGGCUUCGCCAUUCCUUCGCUCCUUCUCCUCGACGUCGCCGCCUGCGAGCGCCGCGCAGCUGCGCCGCCGCCACCGCGGGGAGCAUCGGCCGCGGGAGCGGGCACCCGAGCAGGAGGGAGGCGAGGGCGAGCGCGAGCUGCGCACGCUCUACCCGACCCUCUUUCCCCCGUCCAUGUCGCCGCCGGCGAUGCCUUCCAGCGCCUUCACGUCUGAGGAACUCUUCAUGCUGUCCAUGCCCUCACACGCAUCAGGCGCCCUCUCCAGCUUCAGCGGCCAGGGUCGCUUCAACAACAGCAGCAGCAGUGGCGGCGGCGACGGAGCUGCGCGCUUCUCAGCAGCCGCAUUCGCAACGGCCGCUGAUGCGGCGGUGGCGGCAGCGGCGGAGACGACCACCGGCUGGCUGCUUGCUGGUCAGCCGGUGUCCUUCCCCUAUGCCGCGUCGCCCUCGUCGCCCUCCAGCUCCGCUUCGUCCUCCACCUCCUCCUCUUCGCCUUCUUCACCCCUGUCCUCGUCGGGCAGCAGCUCCGAUGGGUACGAGCCGGAGUGUGGGGACGCGCCACAGGCGGCGGGGCACCGUGCGGCUGCGGCGGCACAGGCGGCGUCAGGCAGCGCCGUGCCGCCUCAGUCGCGCCAGCCAGUCAACGGCGAGGGCGCACGCCGCACCGGGGCGCCCGAUGGCCAUCGCCCAGCAACGGAGCUUGCGGUUGGUGCGCGGGCUAUCCCGGGCGCUGGGAUGGGGUCGCGGGCGGCCGCCCGUAACUCGCAUCCCGAUGGCGGUCUGCUCGCCGCAGCAUCCCCUAUCAGCCCGGCAGCCGGGGUCGGGCUGGGCGGUAUGAGCGCUGAUUCAGGAGGCGUGGGGCUGCUUGUAUCCCCGGCAAGCCGCCGCGCGGCGGUCAAUGCGGCGGAUGCGGCGCGCAUGGCCCGUGUGCGCGCUGGGUGGCGGGUCCGCGAGGCGGAGUGGAGUGAGCGCGAAGCCGCGUGGCGUGUGACCGAGUCGCGCUGGUGGCAGCAGGCCGGCGGUGGGGGCCUGUGGGGUUGAGACAGGUGGCAUGCGGUGUGGGCGUGCACCUAAAGGUAUAUAAGCGUGAUUGCAGCAGCUGCUUGAUUGCGUUUGGUUGCGCGUAUUUAACGCUUGAAGAGCUGCUAUUGGUAAGAGCGUGCGCAUAUGUGCGCGAGGCAGUUCCCGGACUCAAGUGUGGAUGGAAGACACAAAUAGUUUGAAGAAAGCAAUUUAUGGGACCGGAUGUCAAUCAUGAACGGUUGCAGCGGCUCACAAUUCCUUGCUGGUUCGUGCAAGGCCACGGGACCUCGGGCCUAGUUUCAAGGGUUGAUCUUGCGACGGUUUCACGCGCAGGGCAGCGUGUCCUUCCAUGUCACUUUUGAGGUUGAAUACCUUUAAGGAGCUAUGCUUGCAGGCUUCAAGGCCCAGCACACUUGAAGCCUGCAGCUGUUUGCUGUGCACGCGCGGGUGUUGUGAUGUUUAACCGGGUUGCAGUAGGUCGCGGUGUGUAGCUUAACUAUUCGUGGCAGCGAGACAGUCGCUACCCAGUGAACUGCACGUGCUCGAGCGCAAGGGUCACUGUUAUUGGCGACCUUGUUGGGGAUGUUGAGUUGGCAGCGUGUGUUGCGGGCGACGAGUGACGAAGACUCGACAUUCUUUGCUGCGGAUCAAGCUUACGGGCUACAUAGCCUCUCAGUAAGCUUGCAUCCCUUUCGCCUGCAAAGUAAUAAGUGUUGCGUGCACGCGGUGGCGGUGCUUUGCGAGCCCACUUGUUAUGCCAAGAGGUGAGCACGCUGCCACAGCGUGUGGGUUGUGACAUUUCCCGCAUGGUCGGGGGUGUUUGACGCAAGCGUCUGGAUUCCGGCGGUUGGCACGAUAAAGGUCGCCUGGUGCGCUGUUGCUGCGGCUGUGGCUGUUGAGGUUUUAGUCGUUGUGAAGAUGCGUGUGUUUGUUGAGGCCACGCGUAGAUCUUUUGUUGGCGAUAAGAUUGGUUGCGUUCAUGUGCGGGGCCAAGCGGCAGCAGAGUGCGGCCGGGGUAUGCUGUGCGUACGGUACACUGCAGGGAGCGGAGGGAAGGCAGGCAAGGCCACGUGGAGGAGGAGAGCGCAAAAGCACCCUAUGACACAAAUCUGUCGUGCUGGCUGAGGCCGGCUGUGCACGGAGGGGGGGGGGGGGGGGGUAGAGGGCCCCGCAAACUCCGAGACCAGGAGAAGAUGAAAGGGCGCGGACAUGUAAGGGAAGUGGUGUAGGGCCCAGUACCACAAGUGGGAAGGUAGGGGAGGGGAUGGGCGGGCUGUGUCAGGCGUGGGCGCCAGGAGCAUGGAUGCUAACUUACAAAGACGGGACAGUCCGACCACAGGGCCACUUAUGAUGCGUGGCGCAACCCUUUAAAUGGUUGUGUCUGCCUGACGUGGCAGUGCCCAAGUUUUAGAGGUGAGGCGUCCACGGCUGGGCGUUUUUACAGUAGGCCCCCCUGGGCCAUACACUGACACAAUGAGUUAGUUGUUGACGCGCCACCCCUACGGCCAAUUGUUCGUCAUGAGGACGUGGGCUAGUAGAAGCGACAGCGGGUAAAGCAAGUUGGCUGACAGGCGGUGUUGCUGGUGACGAGGUUGACUUUACGGCGGAUGCAAGAGCGUCCAGUGACCGGCACGGUGCCUCCUGCAUUGGACCAGUCACCCGGAACCCCGGGGGCUCCCACCAUGGCCUCGCGGGUUGUAAAGCAG